AUGGAAGAGGACACACAUGUGCUCGAUGACAUUAGAGAGGAAAUGUCCCACUUACCACUGAGUGAACUGAUGACAAUGCAAAACAAAAUUGGCUUAAAAGCGUUCAGAAAAAUCAAGUAUGGUCUCGUUGGCAAGGCAACAACAAAGAAUAAUUUCAAAAGAGAAAACAAAAACAGGCCCUCGGAACUGUCAGCGAGACGACCAGUACCGAAAAAUACUGUCUGUCCCAAGACAAAGGUGACCAGAGACCCGCGCUUUGAUGAUCUGUCAGGAGAAUUUGAUGAGAAAAUUUUUAAUCACACUUACAGUUUUCUGUCAGACGUAAAGAAAAAGGAAAAACUGAAAUUAGAGAAGAUAAUUAAGAAGACAACAGACAAACAGAAGAAGUCUGAACUGAAACAGCUCCACAACAGAAUGGAGCAACAGGAACUUGCAGCAAAGAGAAAAGAAAAACAGCAACAGUUGGAGAAAGAGUGGAAACAGAAGGAGCGUGAACAAGUUAUGGCCGGAAAGAAACCAUUCUUCCUAAAGAAAGCUCAGAAACGUGCAUUACUUGAUGCUGAGUACCAGAAGGAACUAACUGAAUCUGGAAAAAUGCAGAAGUAUUUGACUCGCAAGAGCAAGAAAAUAGCCGCCAAGGAAAAGAGAAAGCAAGAAUGGAGCACAAAAGAUCUGUAA
Molecule: messenger RNA, 678 nt
Organism: Candidula unifasciata
Lineage: Eukaryota; Metazoa; Mollusca; Gastropoda; Stylommatophora; Geomitridae
Source: the annotation of a GenBank genome assembly